Messenger RNA from Eucalyptus grandis, 1404 nucleotides. Its product is annotated as probable carboxylesterase 2. The transcript is spliced from 2 exons. The record is from RefSeq and is a predicted model, not a curated record. Gene Ontology annotation, molecular function: hydrolase activity. The coding region runs from base 101 to 1066 and encodes 321 amino acids. NCBI's taxonomy places the organism in Eukaryota, Viridiplantae, Streptophyta, Magnoliopsida, Myrtales, Myrtaceae.
CUUGGCCGUCGCUGUUUCUCGUCUCUCCGAUUCAUCGUCCUCGCCGAUAUCACUCGUUUAGGAUCGUUGAGGUCUCUCUCUCUCUCUCUCUCUCUCUCUCAUGGAUUCAUCCAAAGAGGUCUCAGUCGAGAUCUUCCCCUACAUCCGAGUCUACAAAGACGGCACCUUCGACCGCCUCGCCGGCUUCGAGGUCGCCCCGCCCGGCCUCGACCCGGACACCCGAGUCGAUUCCAAGGACGUCCUCAUCCUCCCUGACACCGGCAUCUUCGCCCGGAUCUACCUCCCCUCCUCCGCCUCCUCCGCAGCCAAGAAACUCCCCCUCGUCGUCUACUUCCACGGCGGGGCCUUCAUCAUCGCCACCAUCGCCGACCCCAAGUAUCACGCCAGCCUCAACGCCCUUGUCGCCGAGUCCAACGCCAUCGUCAUCUCUGUCGACUAUCGCCGAGUCCCCGAGCACCCUCUCCCCGCAGCCUACGAUGACUCCUGGGCUGCUCUGCAGUGGAUCGCGUCCGAGCAAGCCCGGAGCGAGCCGUGGCUCAGGGACCAUGCCGACUUCGAUCGGCUCUUCCUCGUCGGCGACAGUGGUGGCGCCAACAUGUCUCACCACUUGGCCAUGCGACUCAGGGAUGACGUGCUUGGCGAGCGGGUCAAACUCUCGGGGAUCGGGAUGAUACAACCGUACUUCUGGGGCGAGACACCGAUCGGAGAGGAGGUGGUGGACCACGGUCGGAAGGCGUUGGUGGACAGCUGGUGGCGCUUCGUGUGCGUGUCGGACAAGGGAGGCGACGACCCGGUGAUCAACCCGUUCGCGGACGGGGCCCCCGGCGUGAAGGGGCUGGCGUGCAAGAAGGUGCUGGUGAUCGUGAGCGAGAAGGACAUACUGAGGGACAGAGGGAGGCUGUACUACGAGAAGCUGGUGGAGAGCGGCGGGCCGGCGGCGGCGGAGUUCAUGGAGAUCGAAGGCGAGGAUCAUGUGUUCCACAUCUUCGACCCGAGCUGCGAAAGGGCCAAGAGGAUGUUCAAGCGCUUGGCCUCGUUCAUUAACAGUGAUGGUGAUUGUGCAUGACAGAAAAGAGAGAAGUUGACAAGCAGAGGGCGUUUUCGAACUUGCCUUAUUAAUUUGCCUGAAGUUCGACCGUGGUGGUCCCCUUUGUCGGUUGUACUGGUGAAAAAAAAUAAAAAUAAUGGUCGAUACGUUCUUGACCACAAGAAUUGCGUGUAGCUUUUGCAAUUCCCGAUCAUUUGCAUGUUACUUUCUGGGUGCGGGUUUAACAUUAGUAACCUCUGACUCGACCAACCGGGUGAGAGGCGCGCGUGUCGUGUUUUGGCUUUCGUGGCAAGGUUCGAGACUAUGGUUUUUAUUAAGCGAACUUGGCCCAUGACGGUCCUUUUCGAGGUAUUAAA